Messenger RNA from Malus domestica (apple), 1631 nucleotides. RefSeq names its product probable cinnamyl alcohol dehydrogenase 6. Gene Ontology annotation, molecular function: cinnamyl-alcohol dehydrogenase activity; zinc ion binding. Gene Ontology annotation, biological process: lignin biosynthetic process. The record is from RefSeq and is a predicted model, not a curated record. Lineage: Eukaryota; Viridiplantae; Streptophyta; Magnoliopsida; Rosales; Rosaceae.
GUCAUGCGACUCAUGAUCAUGGGUCGCGUGGGACUGUUAUAUAUAUUGAGUUGUGCCGAGUGAGUUUCUGCAUCCCAAGACCAAAGGCCAAUCUGACUCUAAUAGCUAGUCAUGGCUCAGACGACUCCAAAUCACACACAGACAGUUUCUGGAUGGGCAGCUCACGAUCCCUCCGGCAAGAUUACUCCUUUCGUCUUCAAACGAAGAGAAAAUGGGAUCAACGAUGUGACCAUAAAGGUCUUGUACUGUGGGAUAUGCCACACUGAUCUCCACUUUGCUAAGAAUGACUGGGGCAUGACCAUGUAUCCCGUAGUUCCCGGGCAUGAGAUUACAGGGCUGAUCACGAAAGUUGGGAGCAACGUGAAGGAGUUCAAGGAAGGAGACAGAGUCGGGGUUGGGUGUUUGGCGGCGACAUGUUUGGAGUGUGAGUUCUGCAAAUCCUCCCAAGAGAACUACUGCGACCAGCUCCAGUUUACAUACAACGGCAUCUUCUGGGACGGCAGUAUCACCUACGGUGGCUACUCCAAGAUGUUGGUCGCAGAUCACAGGUACGUGGUACACAUACCAGAGAAUCUGCCGUUGGAUGCAACAGCGCCGCUAUUGUGCGCGGGGGUGACGGUGUUCACCCCCAUGAAAGACCACAAGCUCCACAAAACAACGGGGAAGAAGAUCGGGGUGGUUGGCCUCGGAGGUCUGGGACACGUAGCAGUGAAGUUUGGGAAAGCCUUUGGUCACCAUGUCACUGUCAUCAGCACCUCUCCGGCCAAAGAGAAAGAGGCUAAAGAGCAUUUGGGUGCCGACGACUUCCUUGUCAGCACUGAUCCUCAACAACUGCAGAAAGGGAAGAGGACACUCGACUUCAUAUUAAAUACAGUGUCCGCUAAGCACUCGCUUGGGUCCAUCUUAGAACUGCUCAAAGUGAAUGGAACUAUGGUGGUUGUGGGUGCACCGGACCAGCCAUUUGAAUUGCCUUCAUUUCCUCUGAUAUUUGGGAAGAGAGCAGUGAAGGGAAGUGUGAUAGGAGGAAUUAGUGAGACAAGGGAGAUGAUGAAUUUAUGCGGGAAGCACAACAUAACGUGCGACAUUGAGCUUACAACGCCGGACAAAAUCAACGAGGCGUUGGACCGCGUUGCAAAGAAUGAUGUUAGGUACCGAUUUGUCAUUGACAUUGCUGCUGCUGAUGCUAAGGCUCGAAUGCCUUCCAAACUUUAGAGCUUUUGAGUGUUGGGGUCUACUCCGACUAUUGUUUCCUAUUGUGCUCUCUCGUAUAGUUAAUCAUCACUUUAUUUCUUAGGUUUUAUUAUCCCAAGUCAAUAAAGCGAUAAAAAUGUGUUCGGAAAUAAAUUUUUUUUUUUAUAAGCCAAGUCUAUAAGUAUAGGACAUGAGAGUUAAAUUCAAAGCCAAGUUUAUGUUCUUUGAAUUAGUCAAUUGGUUGAGUCUUUUUUUUGUUUUAAAAGUUGGGUCAAGACUCAAGAAGUUGUGGAGAAACUCUCAAGAAGUUGUGGAGAAACUCUCAAGAAGUUGUGGAGAAACUCUCGGAGCACGGUUGUGUCAAGGACUCAUUGUCCUGUUGUUAAAUAAUAAAUUGUCGCGUACAACAUGUUGGAGUAAUUCCUCUGACCUUCUCCUUA